Molecule: messenger RNA, 1257 nt
Organism: Melampsora larici-populina 98AG31
Lineage: Eukaryota; Fungi; Basidiomycota; Pucciniomycetes; Pucciniales; Melampsoraceae
Exons: 4
Coding region: 1-1257 (418 amino acids)
Source: RefSeq, a predicted model, not a curated record
AUGCCUCCGCGACAACAUCAAACCAGACAAGCCCAUCGAGUUGUGUGUACAUGUGUUGCUUACGAAUGUUCUCAGCAACAAUAUCCCGACGCCAACGGAACCUACCACCCUGGGGUUGAGGUUUUGCCUGAGACACGUGCUGCUCACCAACGCGCCGAUUUUCGAAACAGCUUACCAAAAUCGCCUCGUACACCAGGUCACUCAAACGAAUCAUCAAUUAAUUUGGCUCAAGAUAAUCUGCUUUCACCCUUGAGACAAUUACGUAUAACCUCAUCACCUUCUACUCCGCGCAAUGAUCAACAUGUAGAUGAUGAACUUACUCACGGAAGAUCAUCAAUACAUCAUUCAAGUCAACCAGAUGAAGAAACUUCAAGUCAAGCGGCCGAGGUAGAGUCACCAACAAUCCCUGCAACCGAUUCUCUUCCCAAAUCUCAGAAGUCAACCAAAACAUGCUCUGAGGCAGCCUUAGCAAAAUCUUCAGGUCAAACGGUGUUUGAUUGUGAUCGUUUUCAUGGAUCCGACUUAAAAUCGGCGAAUCCACUCAUUCUUCAUACUGCUCUCACAGCUUCCAUUCUCGACAUAUUUGGACAGUCCUCAAAUUCAAUCACGAAAUGGUUCCUUGAUAUCCAGAUCAUCACGAUUGAGCUGUCUACAACAUAUGGAAUCUUACCUACGAAGUCAUCGAUCCGGCAGAUUCUUCCUGAAGAAGCUGCCACUCUCAAGAAAAUCCCUAGUUCAGCUACAACAACCUUCCGAUGGUUAAAGCUUGAUCCAGUCCUACAAUACCUGAACUGCUGCUCCUCGUGCUUUGCGAUGUACCCCGAGAAUAGCGCACCGCCUCAAUGUCAUCAUCGUAUUGCAAAUAUCCCGGGUGGACCUUCUGAUUCCGUUGAUCCAAACAACGACGCCGGUUCUCCUCCAUCAGAAGACAACGACCCAGAAUUUUCAGACUCAAUAUGUGGCGAGCCUCUAUUCAAAUAUGUUCGUGGUGUACAGAAGCCUGCUCGCCGUCUAUCUUCUUGGCAUGUUCGACGUUUUUGGGCGAUGAAGGAUCUUCAAAAUGACGAAGAGAAGCUACCACCAAUUAGUACUGUCGAGCUUCUGAAGCUCGUUGCUGAGCAUUCAGAACCUUUACCUCAUCGUCCCAAUUCACCCGCACUUGAUUCUGAAAGAGACCCCGAAGGACUGGAUCAAAAUAUUAACGAUGUCGAAACGAACCAUGUGUAUGGCGUCGCCCAGAUGAUUGGGCCCUACUGA